AUGCGAAGACUGCCUCUUGGUAUACCCAUAGCGACACAAGCCUCCUGGUUCUCUUCCUCCAACCCACGACUCCGCGUUUCCGCCAUGAAGCAAAGAUGGACAGAUGAAAGGCGUCGCCAAGAAAGAGAAAGCAGGGAUUAUUGGGCAUCAGAACGUAACAGAGAGCGCCAGGAGAAGUUGGAGAAGAUCAAACGGAGGCUUCGUGGCGAAGACUCGAAAGCCUCCCAGGAAGACGCUUCGAAGCUCCCGUCAGUUCGAAAAACCAAGCCACCCCCGCAUCCGGUCAACUUCAAGAACCUACCAGUGGAACAUCACUUCAAAAGAAUAUUCCUCGACCUGGACAUCGGGCUGGCCGCCUUGGACUACCGAAUGGUCCAUCUGCCCGGCGAACUGAAAAAAUUGUCUGAGCAGAUGAAGAUACAAAUAUCUCCACGGCAUGUCAUGAGAAAUUGGGACAGAGAGUAUUUCGUCGAGACGAUGAACGAGCAUCCCUACACGGUCCUGUACAGGCACAAGUACGAGCAGAUGAAGGAGAACACGCCGCUCUGGGUUUGGCUGUACGGGGUUACCCAGAACGGGGUUCCGGUUGUCGUGAAUACUGCCCGGAGGACCAUGAGGCGCCAGCUCCACGCCGCCCUAGAAGCCAGAGGCUACGAUCCCGAGGGACGUCUGCUCAGGCCCAAGAGGAACCGCACGGGGAAGGACACUUCCUUAGAGGGCAACCUGAUAGGCACGAUAGCGCUCACUGCCAGGCUCCCCGCCGACGUGGUGAAGAGGCUUUCCCGCGCCGAUUUGCGGGCGGCGAUGGACGUGGCCGUGGACCGCCUGAUUGAACUCAAGGACGCCGAGCAGAACCCGGAACGGUGGCAACGCGAGUACGACAGGAAACUGGAGGAGAGAGCACGCGAAGAGAUUGAACGGGAGGAGGAAGCCAAACGUCGGAGAGAGGAGGCAGAAGCAGAAACGAAGCGGCGAGAAGAUGAGUGGCUUGAGAAGGAGUUUCAGAAGGAGUCGGUGUGGCGGGAGAGGAGACUGAAACAGGAGGAGGAGCGAUCGCGAAUCAUUGAGGAGAAGAAACGCAGGCGGGAGGAGCGGAGGCUCAAGGUCGCCGAAGAGAAGCGCCGGAGAGAAGAAGAAAGGCCUCUGGAUUCGGGCCAGCUCUGGGCGUGA
Messenger RNA from Colletotrichum costaricense, 1170 nucleotides. RefSeq lists its product as uncharacterized. Gene Ontology annotation, biological process: microtubule cytoskeleton organization. The record is from RefSeq and is a predicted model, not a curated record. Gene Ontology annotation, cellular component: microtubule cytoskeleton. The transcript has a single exon. Lineage: Eukaryota; Fungi; Ascomycota; Sordariomycetes; Glomerellales; Glomerellaceae. The coding region runs from base 1 to 1170 and encodes 389 amino acids.